UGUUAAUGAAGAAGAUGUAAUCCAACAAGGAAACUCAGGACUAUUGUGGGAAUCGUGCAUAAUAUCGCUUUUAUAUAAAGUGUAGAGCGGCUGACAGAAGCCUGUGUAAGGACUGUGCCGAACACAGACUGUGGGUGAGACUGUUGCAAGCUGUGGGGCACCGGGACCAUUAGGACUGGCCCCAGUGGUUGGCCUCCAUGCUGAUUACUCUCACUGCGGCCACCAAGGAGCCCCGGGCCUUUCAUGGAGCAGUGCCAGCCAGCCCCUGCUGCCCCGCGGUGGAAGUGACCUCCAUGGACACCCUCCCUGUCCCGCCGCCACCUCUCCCCCCGCCCCCGCCGCCGCCUCCUCCGCCUCCCCCGGCCUCCACCCCACUGUCUCGCCGGGACCCCAUCCGCCGCUCCAGGCUGCGCAACCUGAACUGGGAGCGGAUACCGAAGGAGCGUGUGGAGGGGCGCAGGAGUGUGUGGAGCGGGGCCGUCUCCGGGGACGACGGCUUCUCCAUAGACCUGCGCUCGCUGGACGAGCUGUUUGGGCAGAAGGAGAGCCCGCCGGUGGAGAGGGUCACCAGUUUCAGACGUAGCCUCACCCGCUGUGGAUCGCCGCAGGACAUCGGCAGUGAGAAGGUGUCCCUACUGGAUGCCAAGCGGAGUAUGAAUGUGGGAAUAUUUCUGCGACAGUUCAAAAGUGCAGCAAACGAGAUUGUGGAGGACAUCAGGCAGGGGGCCGGGGAGAGGUACGGGGCCGAGAAACUCAGCGAACUCUGCAAACUGCUGCCCGACAGUGAAGAGGAGAAGAGGUUACGAUCAUACCAGGGGGAGCGCAGUCGCCUUGGCGAGCCUGACCUCUUCAUGGUCCUGUUGGUGGAGGUGCCCAGUUUUCGGCUGCGUCUGGAUGCCAUGAUCUUGCAGCAGGAGUUUGACCCUGCUGUGACCUCGCUGUGUGUGGCGGCCCGCUGUCUGGGGGACGCAGCCAGAGAGCUGCUGAACUGCCCAGAGCUGCACUCCAUCCUACACCUAGUUCUGAGAGCAGGGAACUACAUGAAUGCUGGAGGAUACGCAGGGAAUGCGGCCGGCUUCCGCAUCGCCUCCCUGCUCAAACUGGCCGACACCAAAGCCAACAAGCCGGGCAUGAACCUACUGCACUUUGUAGCCAUGGAGGCGGUCAAGAAGGAUCUAAGUUUACUGUCAUUCCCCAGUCAACUGGGCCACGUGGGUCCAGCCUCCAGGCUAUCUGAAGAGGGGGUGCAGGAGGAUCUCUCACGGUUACACAGCAGAGUUGCAGCGCUGCGCGAGAGUGUUCAGACCGAGGCUGAGAUCCAGCAGCAAACCAAGCACUUCCUUGAGGCUGCAGAAGUGAAGCUGGAAGAGGCGGAGGCUGAGGUGGAGGCCUUGCGGAUGUCCAGCCAGGCACUAGUAGAGUUCUUCUGUGAGGAUGACAACUCCUUCAAGCUUGAGGAGGCCUGCCGCAUCUUCUAUUCUUUCUGCCAUCGAUUCCAGAAAGCUGUGAAGGAGAAUGCGGAGCGGGAGCUGCAGGAGCAAAGGCGUGCGGAGCGAGAGCGGGAGAGUGCGGAGAAGCGCCGCUCCAUCGCCACCUGCACCAUGCUGGAGCUCGGGCAAGGCCAGGACGACCUGGAGCGCACUCUGGAGAGGAACCUCAGCUACACCUGGCACCGCCGCAGCUUGCGCCACCCUGAGGCUCGGAGGCCCUCCCUGCGCUUCGCUGCCUUGGAGAGCAACACUGACACCUCACACAGCCCGCGGGACCUGAGCAGUGACGCCAUGCCUGUUAAACAAGAGCUGAAUACCGAUACUGCUCAGAGCAAACUAGGGCUAAACAAUGAUAACAUACACUGUAGACAACGGCUGAAUGCUGAUACACCACGCAAUGGACAGGUAUUGAGCUCAGAUACUAAACACAGCCAACAUGGCCUGAAAACAGACACCCUGUCUAGCCUACAGAGUUUACCUGUUGAUUCUACACCAAGCCAAUGCACCCAACCCAGUGAUUCAACCCACAGGCUACGUGGGCUGACCUCUGAUACUCCACAUAGUUCCCAGGAACUGCCCACAAACACUCUUCAUGAGCAACAGAAUCAAACCACUGAUACCAUACACCCUAGACCUGAGCUGCCCUUUGACUCUGCGCUCAGAGCCUGGGGACCAGUUCCCAAGCUGUCAGAGAGCAUUUCAGUGAUGGUCACUGAUAGAGUUGAUGCAGCAGCCAGUGAGCCUUCCCCAGAGAGUGCUCAGCUGUUGAGACUUGUGUCUGAAAGGGUGCUGAGCCAGCAGACGAGUCUGGGGACAUCCUCUGCUCUAGAGAUGGACAAGCAGCUUAGAUUGAUGGCACCAGAGCCUGUCCCACUGUUGGCCCAGGAGGCCGAGCUUCCUAGUCCAGGGAGUGAGCGGAUGUAUCCGCGUGUGGGCGAAACGCUGGAGUGUCACACCCUGGUGCGGGGUCUGCGCUCCUAUGAGAACCUCAGCACGCCUGUGCCCCGGGCCACUCCCAACCACUGCUCGAAAUGGAAGAAAGAGAGGGAGGCAGAGGAGCGGGAGGGGGCGAAGUCUCCCCAGAGCAAGGAUGACGCCCGCAUCGGGAAGGAGCCUGGCAGAGGGCUGCGAAGAGGUUCUGUGCCUAGACCAGCAGCGCCCGCUAACACCGGCAUCCCCAGGGUUCGUGCCAAGGCAGAGCCAGCCUGUGCGGAGGAUGCCACUUCCCCGCGUCAGUCGCGGCUGCCGCCUCCUCGCAGCGGCUCUGUGCGUACCUCGCUGUCCCCCCGUCCCGCCAGCACCCAGCCCGAAGUCAAGCGGCAUUCCAGUGUGCGAGAGAAGGCGCGAACAGUGGCCGACCAGGGCGGGAAACCCGGCCGCUGCCUUCCGCAGAGAUCUAAAUCUGAGAGGGACAAGGUGCCGGCUGUGCAGGAAGCGUUCGUCAGGGGAUCCCCUCUGCGCGUGACUAAGCGUCUGGCCCCUAACCCUGAGUCCCAUAUCCCCUCCCCGCCCAGCACUGUGCAGAACCUCUCCUCCACUACUGCUAAAACCAUCCGCACAGCUGUGAUUGCUGCUGCAGCCAUGAAAACGGCCAAGAACUGCGAGUCUGCCAGGCCCAAGACCCCAGGGUCACGACUGCCUGGCCCCAAAGUGGCCCGCCCAGCCACCCAGCCUAUGUGGAGGAGCCGCAGCCUGUGUGGAUGA
Megalops cyprinoides (Indo-Pacific tarpon) is the source of this 3194-nucleotide messenger RNA. It is a transcript of the gene fhdc2, whose product is annotated as FH2 domain containing 2. The coding region runs from base 198 to 3194 and encodes 998 amino acids. The record is from RefSeq and is a predicted model, not a curated record. The transcript has 13 exons. Lineage: Eukaryota; Metazoa; Chordata; Actinopteri; Elopiformes; Megalopidae.